GCGCCAUCUGUAAGGGUGUUUAUAUCCAGAGCUUUCGUUUUUAACACACGUGUGGAAUCUCUGUUUGGAUAUUACAAUUUUGGCUUAAUUUUGAUUUUUCUGCAAUUCAGACGGAUAAAUCCAAUCCAAGAUGCAAAAUAACGAUGAUAUCGUGUGGAGCAUCAUAAACAAAUCAUUUUGUUCAUUUAAAGUCAACACAAAAACCCAAAAAUUCUGCCGCCAUGAGUACAACUUGACAGGUCUGUGCGGCCGGUACUCCUGUCCACUAGCCAAUAGCCAGUAUGCUACUAUUAGAGAAGAAAAGGGCAUAAUUUAUCUCUACAUGAGGACAGCUGAGAGGACGGCCUUCCCUAACAAAUCAUGGGAAAAGGUGAAGCUCUCUAGGAAUUUUGAAAAAGCUCUCCAACAAAUCAAUGAGAAUUUACUGUACUGGCCCAACUAUUUGAAACAGAAGUGCAAGCAGAGGAUGCUCAAGAUCACUCAGUACCUCAUUCGCAUGAGGAAACUCACGCUGAGAAGACAGAAAAAGCUGGUGCCUCUUCAAAGAAAAAUCGAGCGCCGUGAAAACAGGAGAGAAGAGAAAGCUCUCAUUGCUGCCAGAAUUGACACAGCCAUCGAGAAGCAACUUGUCGAGAGACUAAAAAAAGGAGUGUAUGGAGAUAUUUACAACUUCCCUCAAGUUGCCUUCACCAAAGCUCUGGCGAGUGAAGAAGUGCAGGAGGAGAGUGAUGAUGAAAGAGAGGAGGAAUACAAUGAAGGAGGAAGAGAAGAGGAAGAGGAAAUGGAGGAAGAAACCAGAGCUGCUUUGGAGGACGCGACUGAAUAUGUGGAGGCUGAAAGUGAUGAUGAAGAUAUGGAGUCUGACGAGGAGCACGAAUUCACUGAUGAAGGGCCAGAAGAGAGUGAAGUUGAAGAUAUUGAGGAUAUGGCCCGCCCGUCCACAAGCAAGGGAAAGAAGAGCAAGGUAUCUGUCGAAUACGAAUUGGAAGAGGCUCUCCCUGAGAAGACAAAGGUUAAGAACCGAGUAUAGAUUGUGUGGAUACGAAUAUGAUUUUCAUGUAUGAAUCGUGUGGAUGAUCAAACUUGCUUUGUUGUAAA
This is a messenger RNA of Cloeon dipterum, 1098 nucleotides long. RefSeq names its product RNA-binding motif protein 13 (gene Rbm13). Lineage: Eukaryota; Metazoa; Arthropoda; Insecta; Ephemeroptera; Baetidae. The record is from RefSeq and is a predicted model, not a curated record. The transcript has 9 exons. Gene Ontology annotation, biological process: maturation of 5.8S rRNA; maturation of LSU-rRNA. The coding region runs from base 131 to 1030 and encodes 299 amino acids. Gene Ontology annotation, cellular component: preribosome, large subunit precursor; nucleolus.